GCUCAAGCCUCCGCCACGGCAAACGCAACCGAAUUUUCUCCAUAUGACUUCUUCUUUUUCCCUGCCAAGGCUUUCUUUUCUUACAAGCCGCAUUCACUAUCGUCGCCUAGCAUAGCGCCGGUGGUUGCUAAGCUCCGUCCGCGUAUGCGCAUCGCCGCGUGUUUCCGCUUUGAUGUACAUUAUGUACAUUAUAGUAAUCAGCUGCCUGGCUGCGAGGCGAAAUGGCUGCGCCUCCUAAUUGCGAUGGCUAUUGUCAGCAACGUCGUCGCUUAUUGGGUUAGGUAUGUAUUGUACAUCUUCAUCGACCUUUCUUUAUUUUCGGUGAACUUAUUACAUUUUCUUCUUUUCCUCUCUUCCUCUUUUCUUACCAUAAACAUUCAAUAAACUUCACUUCCUCUCACACCCCUAAAGGCUAUUCUUCAUAGCGUAUAAAAAUCGCUUUAGAAUAUUUACUUUCAACUCA
Messenger RNA from Daldinia decipiens, 463 nucleotides. RefSeq lists its product as uncharacterized. The transcript has 2 exons. The record is from RefSeq and is a predicted model, not a curated record. Lineage: Eukaryota; Fungi; Ascomycota; Sordariomycetes; Xylariales; Hypoxylaceae. Bases 145 to 384 code for a protein of 79 amino acids.